Trametes versicolor FP-101664 SS1 is the source of this 1584-nucleotide messenger RNA. It is a transcript of the gene TvLac5, whose product is annotated as laccase. The transcript is spliced from 12 exons. The record is from RefSeq and is a predicted model, not a curated record. The coding region runs from base 1 to 1584 and encodes 527 amino acids. Gene Ontology annotation, molecular function: copper ion binding; oxidoreductase activity. NCBI's taxonomy places the organism in Eukaryota, Fungi, Basidiomycota, Agaricomycetes, Polyporales, Polyporaceae.
AUGGGCAAGUUUCACUCUUUUGUGAACGUCGUCGCCCUUAGUCUUUCUUUGAGCGGUCGUGUGUUCGGCGCCAUUGGGCCCGUCACCGACUUGACUAUCUCUAACGCCGAUGUUACGCCUGACGGCAUUACUCGUGCUGCUGUCCUCGCGGGCGGCGUCUUCCCCGGGCCCCUCAUUACCGGCAACAAGGGGGAUGAAUUCCAGAUCAAUGUCAUCGACAACCUGACCAACGAGACCAUGUUGAAGUCGACCACAAUCCACUGGCAUGGUAUCUUCCAGGCCGGCACCAACUGGGCAGACGGCGCGGCCUUCGUGAACCAGUGCCCUAUCGCCACGGGAAACUCGUUCUUGUACGACUUCACCGUUCCUGAUCAAGCCGGCACCUUCUGGUACCACAGCCACCUGUCCACUCAGUACUGUGACGGCCUGCGCGGUCCUCUUGUGGUCUACGACCCCGACGAUCCCAACGCGUCUCUUUACGACGUCGAUGACGAUACUACGGUUAUUACGCUUGCGGACUGGUACCACACUGCGGCGAAGCUGGGCCCUGCCUUCCCCGCGGGUCCGGAUAGCGUCUUGAUCAACGGUCUUGGUCGGUUCUCCGGCGAUGGUGGAGGAGCGACAAACCUCACCGUGAUCACCGUCACGCAAGGCAAACGGUACCGCUUCCGCCUUGUGUCGAUCUCGUGCGACCCCAACUUCACGUUCUCGAUCGACGGGCACAACAUGACCAUCAUAGAGGUGGACGGCGUCAACCACGAGGCCUUGGACGUCGACUCCAUUCAGAUUUUUGCGGGGCAGCGGUACUCCUUCAUCCUCAACGCCAACCAGUCCAUCGACAACUACUGGAUCCGCGCGAUCCCCAACACCGGUACCACCGACACCACGGGCGGCGUGAACUCUGCCAUUCUGCGCUACGACACCGCCGAAGAGAUCGAGCCUACGACCAACGCGACCACCUCCGUCAUCCCUCUUACCGAGACGGAUUUGGUCCCGCUUGACAACCCUGCGGCUCCCGGCGACCCCCAGGUUGGCGGUGUUGACCUGGCUAUGAGUCUCGACUUCUCCUUUAACGGUUCCAACUUCUUUAUCAACAACGAGACCUUCGUCCCGCCCACAGUUCCCGUGCUCCUGCAGAUUUUGAGUGGUGCGCAGGACGCGGCGAGCCUGCUCCCCAACGGCAGUGUCUACACACUCCCUUCGAACUCGACCAUUGAGAUCUCGUUCCCCAUCAUCACCACCGACGGUGCUCUGAACGCGCCCGGUGCUCCGCACCCGUUCCAUCUCCACGGCCACACCUUCUCGGUGGUGCGCAGCGCCGGGAGCUCGACCUUCAACUACGCCAACCCAGUCCGCCGGGACACCGUCAGUACUGGUAACUCUGGCGACAACGUCACUAUCCGCUUCACGACCGACAACCCAGGCCCGUGGUUCCUCCACUGCCACAUCGACUUCCACCUGGACGCGGGCUUCGCCAUCGUCUUUGCGGAGGACACUGCGGACACCGCGUCCGCGAAUCCCGUUCCUACGGCGUGGAGCGAUUUGUGCCCCACUUACGAUGCUUUGGACUCGUCCGACCUCUGA